Messenger RNA from Parascedosporium putredinis, 975 nucleotides. The record is from the annotation of a GenBank genome assembly. Lineage: Eukaryota; Fungi; Ascomycota; Sordariomycetes; Microascales; Microascaceae.
AUGAUCAUACACGGAUACACGGGCCGCUUCGCCAAGCACGUAACGAUUAUGUGCCCUGACCACUCAGUUGAGGUGCUCAUGAGCUGGGCUCAUGCGCAGAAGGACGUGCUGAAGCUUGGCGAAGGUACACGCGAGUUCGGGGUACGGCUGGCUGACGACCGAGGGAAGGUGCGUCGAGUCAGGGUCCGGUCCACUCAAGCCGCAUCUGGGAUUCCCGCGCUGCGGUACGUGGUGGCCGAGGUGUAUGUGGCGACGCGCGGCGGGCCUGGGGGCACAGUGAUGCAAGAGGAACUGGCAGAGGAGAUCACAUGGUUGGUGCACAGGAUCAUGACGUACGAGAAGCGAGUGGACCGAGAACAGAUACAGCACUUUCUACAACCCAUUUUUCUACAAGCGUUUAAUGGAGCGUUUCCAGAGGCGGGGCCCCUCUUCAUUGAAGCGGGAUUGGUCAAGAGGGAAGAGGGUAGAUUGGUGUUUGACGAUGGAGAACGACCCAUCACAAUGAUGACGGUAGAUUCGGACGUGCAGAACUUCCUUCGAUAUGACAGGUUUGUGGAGGAGAAGCAGGACCAAAAGGCUAGCUCAGCUGAGAGGUCCAAGGAGGGCCAGAGACAGCGACAGCGACAGCGACGGCGGCGAGGACAAACUGCCCCAAUGAUGGAACCUAGGGGCUCAGCUGCUACUGCCAGAUGUGAGGUCCCCCAGCCCGAAAGACUGGUAGUGCCAGAUGCGAAAAAGUCAUCGGACGUUGCGGCCGAAGAACUGGAGCCGAUUCCAGUGUACGAGCUUCUACGUGGCGGGUACGGCGAGGUUCCGGACCUGCCUCUCCCGCGAUUUAUGUGGACGGGGUCGGUGACCUCGGAGAGACCGCUAGGUAAGGUAAACGCCGUGUGCUUCGCGCGAUCUCGGGCUAGGCGCCAUAUCCGAGCCUAUGAUGGUAUCGUGUUCCCUUCAGAGUCCUCCGUCUACCAAUAA